CGCAACGGAUAUUAACUGCCAAUCGCGACCUCUUCUUCUUCCUUUUAACACAACCUUCCAUAUUAAACUAUUUGAGUACCAGAGAACAGAAAUCCCCACUCACAAAUCGACCUCUCUCAAGCACCUACACACAGGUGCUUGAGAGUCCCAUUCGACAUCAUCUUCGCGCUACAGAGUCUCAUAGUACUCCGGACGCAUGGCAGAUACCAUUAACAUCGCGCCUGACGAUGACACAUAUGUCGUUGAUUCGGUAUUUGAUUACGAAUCAUUCAACAGAUUAUUCAAUGAAGAGGACCCUAAUCUCGCAAAUUUAACGUCAAUCAAUGAAGUUACUGCUCCAGUUCGUCCUUCUAAUGGUUUUGUCAGAGGGUCCGGAGAAGUUCCUCCUUCUACUGGCUAUGUUUCUUGGUCUGGCAAUGGCAUUGCUGAUGCUAACGCAAAUUUAAUUUCAAUCGGUGAAGCUACUGCUCCCGUUCCGUCUGCUGAUGGUUUUAUUUCUGGGUCGGGAGACAGCAUAGAUGACCCAAUGAUUUUGAACUUUGAUGAUGAGUUCAAUCAAGUUAAUUCUUUGCCGGGGCCAUCUACUAUUCCAGUACAAAACAGAAAUGGGGGACCAGGGGUGCCAUCUAUUAUUCUGGUACAAAACAGAAAUGAAGGAGCAGGGGAUUCGGAUAACACAGGUUAUGGUUGGCCGUCACUUCCUCUUCCAUUUUGGCCACCACUACCAGAGCCAUUUCGUUGCAGUUGUUGUCAAGUGCUUAGGGAAUUAGUUCAUACAGAUGGCACCGUUACUACUAAACUUGAGAUUCAUGGAAGGCUGGGUAUGAUCCAUCAUGCAAUUCUUGAGAUUCGAAACAAAAUCAAUGCGACUUUACAUACUCCUGAUUGUCACAUGUUUGAUUUUUGCACGAGAAGCAUAAAGCAAGUGAAGCAAUUUCUGGUGAAGUACUGUCAUCAGAGAAAGGUAUCGGGCUUUGUUAAGGUGCAAGAUCCAUUCUCAGGCUUCUAUGAAGCCAUCUGCGUGGGAAUGGACAUAGAGAAUAGUAUAAAUGUUAAUGCUGAGGUUGAUGACUUCCUUAACCUAUCUCCGACGACAAGCUCAGGAGAUGGUCAGACAGAAAUUUUGGAAGCGGAUAAUAGGACAACAAAUGUGCCGAAGACCACUCUCGCAGCACAGGUUCAUGUGCUCUCGCUGCUCAUACUAUUGAAUAUUCCGUCGGUCUUUUGUUAGAUUUUACAUUCUGAUUUUUCAACUUAGUUCUUUAUAUUUGCUUAUAAGUAGCACCACAGAGGCAGAGAGCGGCAAAGUUGAGACUCAGAGAUCUUACAGAGGAAGAGAAGGCGUGAACAGAUGGCCACAUAGAAAGGUUCCCCCCACCUAUAUAAUUUUAUUUUCUGUUCUAUUUCUUCUUUUGUCAUUUCAUCAAAGAAGCUUUAGCUCUUAUUUAUCAUUAUUAUUUUAUCUUGGUUAUGUAGAUCAAAAGCAUUGAGAAUAGAAUAAAAAACUUUUCGUGCAAUGUUAAGUUCAAUUGUGCGGAAAAGAGUACACAGGCUCAAGCAGAGAUUCUGAGACUUGAACAAGAAUUGGCCACAAUUAUGGCUAGAGCCAACAGAUGAGGACAUUGUGUAUAGAAAUUAUAAGCAAGUUUAAUUGAAAAGAGUUUUUUUUAGUA
This is a messenger RNA of Tripterygium wilfordii, 1673 nucleotides long. RefSeq lists its product as uncharacterized. NCBI's taxonomy places the organism in Eukaryota, Viridiplantae, Streptophyta, Magnoliopsida, Celastrales, Celastraceae. The coding region runs from base 197 to 1231 and encodes 344 amino acids. The record is from RefSeq and is a predicted model, not a curated record. The transcript is spliced from 4 exons.